AUGGGUGCACUUCUACAAAACUUUAGCAAUAGCACUGCUCAUACAGCCGACAAGUACGGCCCCGUCACACCGUCAACUCGCGAACUCGGGAUGGUAAUUGCGAAAGACGGACCACCGAUCCCAUCAGUAUCCCUGGCUGGCCUAACCACAACGCUGGGGCUGGACGGGUCGGCCGAAGUAAUGGUCAGCCUCGGUGGGAACGGUUCCGGGCAAUCGCAAGACCUAAGCGACAUGGUCGACGGUUGUCCCAAGCCGGACGAUAUACUCUACCCGAGCAUCUUUGGCAUCGAUCUGGCCGUACCACAGUGGGAAGCCAUCGGUACGGCACUCAUCCUCACGCUCAUCAUCAUCAUCACCAUCGUCGGUAACAUACUCGUGAUACUGAGCGUGUUCACGUACAAGCCGCUCCGAAUCGUGCAGAACUUUUUCAUCGUGUCGCUGGCCGUGGCCGACCUGACUGUUGCCAUCCUGGUGUUGCCGCUCAACGUUGCCUACUCGAUCCUGGGUCGCUGGGAGUUCGGUAUUCAUGUGUGCAAGAUGUGGCUCACCUCGGACGUGCUGUGCUGUACUGCCUCGAUCCUGAACCUUUGCGCUAUUGCACUGGACCGAUACUGGGCCAUCACCGAUCCAAUCAACUACGCCCAGAAGCGGACACUCGAGCGGGUUCUGGCGCUGAUUGCGGGCGUUUGGGUGCUGUCGUUGGUGAUCAGCUCCCCGCCAUUGAUCGGUUGGAACGACUGGCCCGAGGAGUUCUCGAGCGAGUUCCCGUGUCAAUUAACGAGCAAUCAGGGCUACGUCAUCUACUCGUCGCUCGGUUCGUUCUUCAUCCCACUCGUCAUUAUGACGAUCGUCUACAUCGAAAUCUACAUCGCCACCCGGCGACGGUUACGCGAGCGGGCACAAGCCUCCAAGAUCAACACGCUCGCAACGCGGAGCAUCGGCAUGGUGGCCGGUAAUGGUGAGAAGGAACUCACCACCACCCAACCCCACCAGCAACAGCUGCACCAUCACCAUCCGGAUACGCAGCACCACGGGCAGGAGAAUACGGUUCAGCACGACCAGGAGUCGAUCAGCAGUGAAACGAACAACCACAACGAACACACCGACACCGGCAGUGCGGGUGCGCUGGCGGGCAAAAAGACGGACGCCAAAAAGAAGGGCCUCAGCGCGUACUUUGGCCGGGCGCUGGUCGGUGGUGGUGGCAACCGGAAGAAGCACCACCGGAAGCCGGACGGUGGUCGGACGGACGACAGUCAACAGCACCGACUGGCGGCAGCGCUGCAUCAGCGCGAGGAAGACUCGGUGACGGACAAUCCGGACAAUUCCGGUUCGGGCGAAAGUGGCAAAGCGCCGCUGGACGCAUCGCACCCGGCGAUUGUGUCCACAUCCGGCAACUGUGAUAUUCCGCCGGUCGAACCGACGGAAACCGCCCGCAACGGGGGCGGCCACCGGGAGGUCGGUUUCCACGAGUCAACGACCGAGCUGGUGGCGAGCGGGACGGCGGGGAAUGCAACGCCGGCCACCACCCGCAUCGGGGGCCGGCUGAAACAAUCGUUCCGCAAGCCGGGCGGCAUUAAUCAGUUUAUCGAGGAGAAGCAGAAGAUUUCACUGUCGAAGGAGCGGCGGGCCGCACGUACGCUCGGCAUCAUCAUGGGCGUGUUCGUCGUGUGCUGGCUGCCGUUCUUCCUCAUGUACGUCAUCCUGCCGUUCUGUCCCAGCUGCUGCCCGACGAAUAAGUUAAUUAAUUUCAUCACCUGGCUGGGCUAUAUCAACUCCGCGCUCAACCCGAUUAUUUACACCAUAUUCAAUCUAGACUAUCGGCGCGCAUUCAAGCGACUGCUCGGCAUUAAACAGUAG
Messenger RNA from Anopheles marshallii, 1857 nucleotides. It is a transcript of the gene Oct-TyrR, whose product is annotated as tyramine receptor 1. Lineage: Eukaryota; Metazoa; Arthropoda; Insecta; Diptera; Culicidae. The transcript has a single exon. Gene Ontology annotation, biological process: adenylate cyclase-activating adrenergic receptor signaling pathway. The coding region runs from base 1 to 1857 and encodes 618 amino acids. The record is from RefSeq and is a predicted model, not a curated record. Gene Ontology annotation, molecular function: octopamine receptor activity. Gene Ontology annotation, cellular component: membrane.